Cylindrotheca closterium is the source of this 1629-nucleotide messenger RNA. Lineage: Eukaryota; Bacillariophyta; Bacillariophyceae; Bacillariales; Bacillariaceae. The record is from the annotation of a GenBank genome assembly.
AUGAAAACUGAACUAAAAGAAGAUCGUUUUGUCGAGAGUAAGAUGACAAAAUCCUCAAAGUAUGAAGAAGACGACGGUGAUUCUUGUUAUUCUGCAGCAUUGCCCUCAGAGGACGACUACUCGUCAGCCAGCUCUGGCUAUGUCUCGUUGAAUCGAGACAGUCCUUACAAGCAUGAUCCGGAUGCUUUCAAACUCGGCUCUUCUGAUACUCCCUUGACAUCAACCACAUCGUCUGUUUCUGAUAUCGAAUCUUUCCUUCCAGCGCCUCCACUAUCACAGGAAGAUGACGACAAUGACAGCACUGCAGCCAAAAGGAGCAAGAAAACGAAGACGAAAGGAAUUGAUGAUACUACCAAGAAAUCCAGCAAGAAGAACGAGUGGAGAGUCAUCAGUGCUGAUGAUGCUAGCACGAGGUCUAGUGGCAAGAGCAAGAAAUCAAGACUGACUAAAAAAAUGUCUUUGAAAUUUGAUGGCAGUCAAAGUUUGAGCAAACUUGACUUUGUAAACAAUGAUAAUGGAACACCGCGCCAAAAGAAGUAUGCCAAGAAUGAUGAAGUGCUCUAUGUCAGUAGCAAUGGAGACAACGAAAAAGCGACGAUUCUUAAAGUGCAUUUGGAUGACCAGCUUGUUCCGUUCUAUGAUAUUCGACUACUCUCAAGUGGUCGGGAGAAGCAAACAGAUAACGCACAUCUUGCGGCUCUCCCACCACCGAAACGAGAGAGAAAGUCCAUCAAGAGCAGCACAGAGAACAAACCACAACGACGAAGCAGCCUGGGCAACAUGGCUAGCGUACGGUCUUCCAAAAGCGUCAAGCCCCGAAUGACAUAUGCCGAGAACGAUAAGGUAGUAUAUGUCAGCAGUAGCGGGGACAGCGAAAAUGCUACCAUUCUAAAGGUGCAUUUGGAUGAUCAGCUAGUUCCAUUCUAUGACAUUCGGCUGCAUUCCAGCGAUAGGGAGAAGCAAACCGACGAUGCCCAUCUAAAGCCUUGUCGAGAGAGAAGGACAAGGACAAGCAAGGCUACAGACAAGCCGAAACGACAUAGUAGCAUGGGUGCCAUGAGCUCGCGGGCUCCCAAGGCUUCUACCGAGUACUCGUUCACACCUGACCAGUUGACAAAGAAAUCUGAGAAGGUUCCUCAGCGCCAAAGCAGUAUCUCUUUUGGCAGCUCUCUUCCCGAUGGCUUUAUAUCUCCUCAUCAAGCAGGAAAACGUGCAACAGCGCCAAGAAGAAAUACGAGCCUGUCUACAUCCGACCCGUUGAACAUCAAUCUCCCCAAUUCCGUUGUGUCUCCUAGGCCAAUUCGUAGUUCAACUGCGCCAAAGAGGAACAAGAGUCUUUCUGCUUCGGAGAGCAAUCUUCCCGAUGGCGUUUCGCCACAAAGAAAGCGCUCGACCGUGCCAAGAAGACAUCAGAGUAUGGCUGUCCAAUCAUCGAGCAACAUUUCUCCAAAACAACGAGCAUCGGGUAACAUUUCUCCAAAACGAGCAGCCAAUCGUAGGGCUGGCUCUGGUAGCGCCCUACCAAGAUUGGAUAGGCUGGAUUUGACCAGCAGUCCUUCCAGUGUGAAAAGCAGUGGCAGCAAACGACCCAAAGGAAUUCGUCGUCGCAGUUUUGACAACUCUGGUUGA